AUGAUAAAAGAGAAAUUGUUAAAAUUUUUAAAUUACUAUUAUUUUUUUAAAAAGUAUUACAUUUAUCAUAUCCUUUUUUUGUAUAUAUUUUUUUUAAGAAUAACCUAUACCUAUGCUGAAAUAACGAUAUCUCAAUUUUAUACAUUUUUGUUAAGUAAAUAUGAGAAUGUGGAGAAUAGUAGAAGAGAGGAUAAUUUUUUUUAUUACUUUACUCAUUUUUUUAAUUUUAAUUCAAGAUGUGAUGAUAAAUUUUUAAAUACGAAAUUAUUUGUUGUAGUAUAUUUACCAAUAUGUUUAAAAUGUUUUUAUACUCUUUUUUUUGAUUAUGUAGCUUAUUAUAUAUAUAUACGUUAUUAUUUUAAUAAAAUAAAUAAUGAUUUUAGGAAUUUUUUUUUUUCAUCUCUUUCUUAUGAAAAUAUACAAGUAUCAAAUAAUUCUGUUUGUAAAAAUGCUUUACAUAUUGUAAAAAAGGUAAGAUCUAAUAGUAUUAAUAAAUUAAAAAAGGAAAAAAAAGGAAUCAAAAAAAAGAAUGAGGUUAUGAAUAAUUACAUGAGAAAUAGGUUUUCUCAUAUGUCUUUUGAAGAGUAUAAAAAAUAUUGUAGUUUUUUAAAACGAACACAUAAAAAAAAAAAAAAAAAAAAAAAGGGGAAUUCAUUUUUUUAUAUAAAUGGAAAAAAAAAGCUGAGUUCGUUUGGAACAACAGAUUAUAGAAAGAGUGUAUAUAAUAAAUACAAAAAUAAAAAAAGGAGAAAAUAUAAUGAUAACACAUUUAAUAAUAUUACAUAUGAUACAUCUUCUAAUGAAUAUAAUAAUAAUUUCAUUCGUAAAAAUGUAUCUCUUGAUGAAGUCAAAAUGAAGAUAAUGAAAUAUGAUGAGGAAUUUAUCAAAAAUAAUCGUUUAUUAUGUGAGAAGGACCAAGGGCAUGACGGUGGAAAUGGUUUGUUUAAUAAUUUAUUUAAAAAUAGGAAGCAUAUAUUUUUUAGAAGGAAAAAUAAAAAUAAAAUAAUGGACAAGAACAACAAUAAUAAUAAAUAUAAUAAUAAUAAUAAUAAUAAUAUGAAGAAUGUGAAUAAUUGGGAUGAAGUAAUUUUUAGUAAGUUUUUAAAAGAAAAAUUCAAAAUGAUUAAAAAGAAAAAUGAUAUAAACAGUAUUAAUGAGGAUACAAAUAGAAAUGAAUAUUUUUUGGAAAAUAAUAUAAAUAAGGAGAGAAUUAAAAAUAAUAGUAUGAAUAGUUGGGGUAUUUUAAAUUAUUUAUUUUUUAAAAAAAGUAAUGAUAGUAAUAUUAGUUAUGAAGCCUUACCUGAUGAUACUAGUAAUGAUAAUCAACAUUAUAAUAAGAUUCAUAAAAAUGUGAAUAAUAUAUAUAAUACAACAUUUAAUCAAUGUUAUAAUAAGGAAUAUAAUAAUUCGUCUGUUUUGUGUUCUAAGGAUUAUGAUGAAAUAUAUAAGAAUAACAAAAGAUCUGAUGAUGAGAAGGAAAAGCUAUUAAAUUUUCGUUUAGAUAAAAAUAAUGGGAAAAACCAAAAAAAAAGUGAAAAUACUGAUAAUAUGGUAAAUGUAAAAGGUGUUAGUACAAAGAAUUAUUUCAUAAAUUUUUAUAAUAAUUUACAAAACGAUAACUUUCUUAUGAAUGAAGAAAAUGAAUUUGAUGUUUAUACAAAAGGGGAUAUUAGUAAAGAGCAAAUAAAUGUUCAUAAUAAAUCAUAUAAUGAAGAUAUAAACGAACAAAAAAAAAUGAGCAAAAAUGGUAAAAAAAGUAAAAAGGGUAAAACGAGUGUACUAGAUACCAAUGUUGAUAUAGAUGGGAAUGGAUAUAACGACGGAACUAUUAUAUUGAAGGAAAAUACGGAUGAUAAUAAUAAUGAUAAUAAUGAUGAUGGUAAUAAUAGUGAUAAUAAUAAUGAUAAUAAUAAUAAUAAUAAUAAUAAUAUUAGUUAUGAUUAUAAUAAUUAUGGCAAUAGAAACAAUUUUGAUAUGUCCUACUUAAAAAGCAAUAUAGUGAAUAAUUAUAUUAAAGGAGAAAAAAAGAAUUAUUUAAAAAAAAAAAAUAACCCAGACAAUAUAAAUGAAUGUAAUAAUUAUGAUUAUAACGAAAUAAGCGAAGAUUUAAAUGAGAGUCAGAAAAUGUGUUAUAGGAGUUUAAGAGGUAGUUUACAUAUGGAAUAUAUUUUUAAAGAUAGUUAUGAAUUAUUAGAUAAUAAUGAAUAUAAUGAAUAUUAUUAUUAUAAUAAAUUUAAAAGUUUUUAUUAUGAAAUAGAUGAAGAAAAUCAGACAUGUUCAAAUAUAAAAGAAAUAAUAAGUAAUAAGAUUAAUGCUGAAUUUUAUCAUUUGAAAUUAAAUAUACUUAUAUUGUCUUGUAUUAUAAUCCAGAUAUUUAAUUCAUUUAUUUUGAUUCUUAUUUCUAAUAAUUUUAUUUUAAAAAGGGAGAGAAUCUUUUUUUUUUGUUUUUUAUAUUCUUUAUUAGAAAGUGUAACCGAUGUUAUAUCAGAUAAUAUUUUUUUUUUAUGUGGUAAAUUUACAAAUAUAUAUAAAAAAGAAUUUAGUAUUAAUUCUAUAUAUAUAAUACAAGUAAUAAGUAAAAUGGUUUUAAGUGUUUCUACCAUUUUUAUUUAUUUUAUAUAUCACAUAUUUGUUAUUUUAUUUAAUGAGGUCAAUAUAAUGAUAAUAAAUACAUUAAUUAAGGCCCUUUCGAUUUUUGUGCUUUCUUUUAUAUUUCUUAAAAACAAGGAUAAUAUAUUUAGUUAUUAUUAUAAUGACAAGUAUGUACAUUUGAAUAAUUUUUUUCAAAAACGAAAUGGGGAAGUUGGAAAGUUGGACGGUAGAAGGUUGGCAGCUCUUAUGCGUAGGGAGCUAAACGAUCCUAUGGUAAAACGAGGUUUGUAUGUUUCUAGGGGUAAUAAUAUAAUAAGUGGAUUUCAACAAAAUGAGGAAGUAAAAAGUGAAAUGCUUAACAGUGAUAAUAAUAAAGUUGGAGCGCAAAAAGAUGUAGAGCAAAAUAAUCGAUGUGAUGUUAAUUUGAACGUAAACUAUUCAAAUGGUAAUAAUAAUAAUAAUAAAAAGAUUAUACCUAGUAAUACAAGUGAUUUAUCUUUUAAGGAUAUCUAUAAAUAUGACGCAUAUAUCAAGGAUGCUUAUGUGAAAAAUGAAAAGUUAAAUUAUUCAGCUAUGAGCAAGGGAGAUAUAAAUAAUACAUACAUAAAAGAUGAAGAUUUAUUAAAUAGUACUUUUGGUAAAGGAGAGUAUAAUAAAAAGAUUAGGAAAAAUGGUUAUAAUAUAUUUUUUAUGGAUAAAUUAAAAUGUGUAUUAGAAGUUUUAAACAUUUUUAAAUUCAUAUCAAGAAUAAAAAGUUAUUUGUGUAAAAGAAAUAGAAUGCCUUACGAUUUUAAUUAUACCUUAUUAAAUGUAAAAAGUGUAAAAUAUGAUGAGAGUAAAAUAUAUGAUAAUGGGAAAUAUGGAAAGGGAAAAAAAAAAAGAAAAAAAAGUAAAUUAUAUAAAAAAUAUGGAAAAAAUGAGAACUUAAAUUUUGAAAUAAAAAUUCCCACAAUAAAAAAUAUAAAAGAUUUAUUUUGUGUGAAUAAUAAAUUCGAUUGGUCUUGUAGUAUACCAAAUAAUGAUAUGAUUAAAAAUUGUAAAAUGCCUUUAUUAAAUGAUAAUAUAAAUAUGAAUAAUACAUGGAUUAAUAAUAAUAAUAAUAAUAAUAUAAAGAAGAAAAAUAAUAUAAAUAAAAAAAAAAAAAUAAUAAUAAAUUAUCCUCUUAAAUUAUUAUUAAAUAAUUUAAAUUUUUCGAAUAUUUUCUAUAUAUGUUUAUUAUUAAUUAUACCAACAUUUGAGAGAAUAUUUUUAAAUUAUAAAAUAAAAAACAUUACUCUAGAUCUUCAUUCAUAUUGUUAUCUCAAUAUAGUAAAUUAUAUAACUGACUUAAUAGGUUUGUAUAUAUAUAUAAGUUAUUUUAAUGAGGAAUCUUAUACUUCCUCUAUUUUUUUAAGUUCACUUUUUAACAUAUUCUUGUUGUCUUUACGAUUUCUCUUUUUGUAUAAGAAGUUUAACCAGCUAGGUUUAUUGUUUUUGGAAACCAUAUUGAAAUCUCUCCACAAGACAUUUUUUUACAUGCCCAUAUUUAUACUAGUAACAAAGGUUUAUAUAAAAAACAUUAACAACUUGAUGUGUUCCUUCUACUCGAGUAUUUUAGACGUUAGUUCUUUUGCUUCCUACUAUUUUGAAUAUCUUAUAUUAAGCUUUUACAAUAUUGACGAUUCAAAGAAUAUUUUUAUCUUUGUGUAUUUAACCUUUUUGAUAUUGCAUUUAUUAUCUCUGAUAGUUAUAUCAAAAUUGAAGAAGUGA
Plasmodium falciparum 3D7 is the source of this 4341-nucleotide messenger RNA. RefSeq names its product PhIL1-interacting candidate PIC6 (gene PIC6). Lineage: Eukaryota; Apicomplexa; Aconoidasida; Haemosporida; Plasmodiidae. The record is from RefSeq and is a predicted model, not a curated record.